AUGGUAGGCGAUCGCUCGCCACAGCCUCCUAGGGAGACAUGGGAGGCCCUCAAGCCGGACAUCCGCAGGUGGUAUCUCAGGGAGAACCGAACUUGCGAGUAUAUCCAGAAACAGCUCCGUCUUCGCAGUAUCUUUGUGAGCGAGAGGCAGAUCAAGAACAGGUUGAGCGAAUGGAAGUAUGAACGCAAGAAGACCCCCCACCAGCAUUAUCUUGCCAUGUCGGUGGUGGCGGAGGCAUUCAAGGCUCGCGGUCAUGAGGCUGUUUUCGAGGUGCCCAAAAGGGAGGAACUGGUGACUUAUAAUGCUCAAAAGGUCAAGAAAGAAUGCGAAAGGGUGAAGAAAAGAUAUCUAUCACACCGAGAGUCUCUCAGACUCCCAACUCUUUUCGAAGCAGAAUACACGUUGAGAGUUGCUGGCAUCUCCUGGAAAUUCAAGGACCAUCUGGUAAUGCACAACAAUCACGCGGCGAGAAUCCAGCUAUACGGCCCACCACUGCAAUGGCAUACAAGCCCACAUGAUCUACCACACCGGAUUGUUACCGUGCGAAAUGGCGACAUACUCACGAACGGUGGGAGUGUCCCAACAUUACUUGAAAACCGACAAGAUGACGAGGAUUCUCCCCUGUCCCAGUUGGACCCUGUACACACCUGCAACAGCCCUGAAGACGACCCGGUAUCUCAAAGUCCAUCGCCCCCGAAGAUAUCUCCAAAGCCAAACACACCACCCAGUGUCACCAGUCCACAAGAUCUCCCACCCCCAAUCCUGACAGCGGCAACGACUGGCAGUCAGUUCUUACCACUUGAGCCAAUUUCCUGUAACGAGCUUUCGUGGAAGGCCUUGAUGGCAGAAGUGACCGAUGGCAGGAAUGUAUUCUUUCCAAUGAAUCCGACUCAUGCGGUGCUGAGUUCAACCCUUGAAACGUUCCCAGUCGAGGAUGAGGCACAUUCUCGGUUACAUGCCAACUGCUCUAUAUCUCCGACGGCAUCGUUGUUUGUACUUGCUUCACCCUCUGACACAAUCUUCAACCCCAAUGCAUGCCGUUCAUGCCCACCACCACACUCUCACCAAAGCUACGAUUUUGGUGAAUCUAUCGGAACGCUCUGUAAGGGUAUCAAGUAUGAGCCACCCGAGUAUCCAACCUACUUCCACUCUGUGUGCUCCUUUCAGGAUUCCAGCGAAGAGGACCGCAAACUAAGCGCCAGUCAGUGGGCAGCGCCGUAUUACGUGCAGUGUUUUUCCGAGCAACCGCAGGAGGGCAUCCUCGAAUACCGCAAGUCUCAGUCAAUGCAUAUCCUGCAGUAUGCUUUGGAGCACAACAACGAGUUCAUCCUUCCAUGUCUGAGCUGGACAAUGCUGGUGCUGGGACAGACUCAACGCAUGGGGCAACUAGCGGAUUUCCUGUCUGCCAGUUGUUCCAUCAUCAGCUCUCAGCCCGCCAUGCGAAAGAGCUACACGUACGAGGUACCCUUCCGAUACGCUCUAGCUUGGGCCAGUAAUGAUCUUGACGAGAUGGAGUUGCACGGGGACUCACUAGGACGGUCUCACACGCAAAUCGGGCAGAUCUGGGGCAGAGAGCAUCCAAAUUUCUUCGUCAGUGGCUACCUCUACGCAUGGCACUCGAUAUGGAGAGGCGAUUACCAUGGAGCGUUAAGACUGUUAACCAACAGUCUACCGGUGUGUGAGCGGACAAUGGGCCGUCACGAUCUUUUGACCAUCAACUGUUUGUCCAUCGCCGCGAGAGCUUAUGCACAUCUUGGUCAUAUCAAAGCGGCGGUGCAGUGCUAUCGCAGAGCAAUGAGUGCAACGCAACUCUUGGAAGAAGAUCAGGCCCACGUCGAAGCCCACGGACCUGUUCUCCAAUUAUUUCGUUCCACGCUGCUAGCCCGACAUGCGAUGCUUCUUUUCCGCCUGCAAGACCCUUUCGGCGCAGAGAAACAACUCCGGAAGGUUCUGGACAUCCGCCUCCUGAUCCGCGGUGUCCACAACCUCAUUAUUUGGUGGGCUGCCUGGCCUCUCGCUUCCCUGUUGCAGGAAACAGGCCAAUACGCCGAUGCGAAUGCCCUCAUCAACGAGUUGCAUCAGUGGCAUUACUGGGAGCAGGAAGUCGACCGGUGUAUGCAUGUGGGACUAUCACCGCCCCCUCGACCCCUGUUCCAAUGGCUACGGUUUGGGCUGAGCCGCACCAAAAGGGAAGAGUCUCCUCUCUGGGAAGUCGCCAGUAACCUUUCCCCUUCCCAGAUCUCCGGCGAUGCAGGCUUGGAAUUGUCUCCUCCUGACGCCAUGCAACUCGUCCACCAGCCCUUCACGAACGGAAGCGCGGAUGUUUGUCUCACCAUGGAAACGACUCCCUCAGGGACGAGUCCAUCAACCGACCAUGCCUGGGACUUGCUGGAAUUUUGA
Fonsecaea erecta is the source of this 2400-nucleotide messenger RNA. RefSeq lists its product as hypothetical. Bases 1 to 2400 code for a protein of 799 amino acids. The transcript has a single exon. NCBI's taxonomy places the organism in Eukaryota, Fungi, Ascomycota, Eurotiomycetes, Chaetothyriales, Herpotrichiellaceae. The record is from RefSeq and is a predicted model, not a curated record. Gene Ontology annotation, molecular function: protein binding.